This is a messenger RNA of Talaromyces amestolkiae, 3420 nucleotides long. RefSeq lists its product as uncharacterized. Gene Ontology annotation, molecular function: hydrolase activity, acting on carbon-nitrogen (but not peptide) bonds. Bases 1 to 3420 code for a protein of 1139 amino acids. The record is from RefSeq and is a predicted model, not a curated record. Lineage: Eukaryota; Fungi; Ascomycota; Eurotiomycetes; Eurotiales; Trichocomaceae. The transcript is spliced from 8 exons.
AUGGCCAACAGAAUUCUCCUCCAAAAUGGUACUGUUCUAUCUCACGAUGGUGAUAAAGUCGUUGUUCUCAAGAACCACGAUGUUCUCAUCGUCGGAAACACAAUCCAUCAUAUCGGGCAGGGCCUCGAACUUACAGGGGAGAGCAGGGUAAUAGACUGCACCGACAAGAUCAUAUCCCCCGGGUUCAUUGAUACGCACCACCAUAUGUGGCAGACUCAAUUGAAAGGAAGACACAGUGACGAGAGUUUUAUGGAUUACAUGGUCUCAGGGAACGUCCAAUCCUAUAACUACUCACCCGAAGACAUAUUCUGGGGUCAACUAGCAGGCUGUCUCCAAAGCAUCAAUGCAGGUGUAACCACAGUCGUUGACCAUGCACACAUGACUUAUUCCCCUGACCAUGCAACCGAAGCCAUCCGCGCGACCACAUCUUCCGGUCUGCGCUCAAUCUUCUGCUACAGCUCCAUCUGGCGUAUCAAAAGCUGGUCCUCGGCAGUCGAGUACGACGACACUUUAAUUCCGGACUGGUGGUAUGAUACACUCGCCUCACUCGCCAAAUCCACGCCGUACGGUGACGGGCGUGUCACUUUGGGCUUGGGAUUUGAUCAAUUUCAGCUUCCCAAGGAACAAGUUAUACGACUCUGGGAGAAAGCCCGCGAGCUAGGCGUAAAAUUGAUGACGACUCAUUUUCUCGCUCAUUCAAUGAAAAACUCCGUCAACCUCCUCUCCGAAUAUGGCCUCUUGGACGCAUCAAUCCUCUUCUCGCAUGCCAACGGCAUCUCUGAAUCCGACGCCGCUCUCUUGACUUCAAAAGGGGCACACAUCUCCGCCACACCCGAGACAGAAAUGCAAAUGAUUCUCGGCGAAAGCGUCGCUUUCAGGAACGACCUCAAAUCGCAUGCAUCGAUUGGAGUGGAUUGUCAUUCCAACAAUUCAAGUGAUCUCCUCACGCAACUCAGGAUGGGCAUGCAGUCCGCCCGAGCCGCGGAGAACAGUCAAGCCAUGGCCGAGGGGAAGUAUCCUAGCAUCAAAAUCAAAGUCGAAGAGGCGUUUAACCUUGGCACAAUCCAGGGCGCGAAGGCGAUUAAUAUGCAGGAUCAGAUUGGGAGUAUUGAGGUCGGUAAACGGGCUGAUAUAGUUGUUUUUGAUGCUUCAUCGCCGGGGAUGGUGUGUGCGGCUGAGGAGGAUGCUGUUGCGGCGGUGGUGAUGCAUGCUGGCGUUAGCGAUAUUCAGACGGUGAUUGUGGAUGGGGUGGUUAGGAAAGAAGGGGGUCAACUAGUUGAUAUCAGAAUCUUAGAUAGUCUAAAAUUUACCUACGAUCCCCCCAUUAUCGAGACCGACGAGGAAAGCCAUAUCUUAAACAAUUACAACGGCUGGAUCAACCCCGAGGAUCUAGCUCCCAUGCCACAAUGCAUAGCCCAGCAGGACCAUUCCACCUGGCUGGCAGCCAUGACAGCAUGCACUAGCAAACAGUGCACCUAUAGUUUUGCCUUCAUCUGUAUCCAUCACCAAUGGCUGACUGAACUCAGCUGUCUCAGUACCGAGUUCUCCCCGGAUCUGCUGGAAGCUUAUCUGCCAUACUGUAGUAGAUCGGUGCUUAGCAAAGCGCAGCUGUACGCGUGGAUUUGGAAUGUGACGAGCCGGACGUGGCUUGUUGAUGUUGGUGAUGCGAAUGAGUUGCAAAAUUUGUCACCGGCUUCUCUGGUGGAGGGUUAUGCGGAUCUUGACGUGGUUCAUUAUGCGCCGACGUGUUUGACCGAGUCCGUCGCUACUCAGUCAAAAGAGGCGUAUGAGCAUGUAAUGGCGUCGUGUAUGUUCACCGGCUCGACUCAAAAUACGGGGAAUGACGAUCCUUCUUGGGAGUACAAUGAAUCACAACAGUCUAUGAUCCCUCUGGGCUUUGAGACCGUUGGAUAUGAUCUGACCGGACAUGAUAUUCACGAUGGCAGUUACUUUGAUAAAGACUGCUUUUGCAGCUUCUUUGCUAUAGACCCAGAUGACGAACCAUGUUCGAGGUCUCACCAAUUAGACUUGACAAGAGAGCGACUGUGGAUUAAUGCGACCUGCGGAUCCUCAUCCUUGACCAAAAACUGGACAGACACAAUCCAAACAACAGACUUUGGAUAUAUUCCUCUCAAAAACUGGCAGUGGCCUUCGUGUGUGACGGACAUGCCGCAGCAACUGACUUCGCUUCCUGGCCACUGUGCAGCCGAAGCCUGUGAGCUCGACGCAGAUGGAUAUUGCAGCAAGAUCCAGCCGGCAGUUCAGAGGGCUUGCUUCUGCCACAACAUCAGCUACGAUUCCUGCGGAGGUUUGUGUCAUGUAUUUGAGACCCGAAUCGAGUAUGUCAAGUGGCUGCACGAUAUCUGUGGUGAUGUGGAGGACUGGCAUGGUCUGCCUAAUGAUUGGCGUCUAUUAGCUGCUCCUACUUCUCGGGACAUCAUUCCGUGGAGAUGGACUGUCGAGUCAUCCGAAACAAAGGGAGACUGUCCUUCAAAUGGAUGGAAUCUUGGAAGUCUUGCUCUAGUCAACUGUGCUACAUUAUUUGCAGUAAUGCACAACCAUAGAUAUGGCUUACGUCGUCUUGCGCACCGCUGGCAACCGCGCUCUUGGUAUUCCAGGGGUCUUUCAAUCGCUGUAUGCCAAAUAAUUGCAAACUAUAUCAACGCCCUUGGAGUCCAAGCAACUCGUGGCUACGAAGACGCACCCGUGACUCAACUAAUGCUCCUCUGGAGUACAGUGCCUCGACUGCUUUCCUGGUUCUUGAUUCUGUUUCUUGGUGCACAACCAUUUGAGGCGAUAAAUUUGUCUGCUGUUGGGGCUUGUUUAUUUGCUGAAUUCAUUCUCCAGGGUUUCUCAUCCUAUUAUAUGAUCACGACCGUGAAAUAUGGCAUAGAACACAGGUUCUACUUUGGAGGAGGUUUGGAAAAUGCGGAAAGAGUCUGGAUCGCCAGAAUGAUGUAUCAUGGAGCACUUAUGUGGCUUGUGAUUGUGGGCAUGGUGCUCGCUCUCCUUGAAUCACCAGCCGCCAAACCGCAGAGAGAUGGAAAGGGCAUAUCAACGUUUGCAGAGGGAAUUAUGGCCCAGGUUCGGGAGCGUUACACACGAUUCGGGGAAAAGGCGAUCCAUUUUUGCAUAAUCGAGUGUAUGGACCCAGGAGAAAUUCUAUCGAUAAGAAACAAUAGAUCGACGUAUGGCACCUUUUCGUCCACAAGUCAGAAUCGCUGGGCUUCGCAUCAGACCUCUAUUGGACUGUAUGCGGCUUUGACUCUCGGCAUGGGUCUGCUCUGGCUUGCGCAGUGGUUGUUUUGGAGUGGGUUUGUCAUUCUCAGUUCCGAAGAAUACUGUCCUCCUUAUCUUGGGCCGCUCACGGCUGUUUGGAUUAUCUUUUCGUUGGCGGCGACUGUUUUUGGAAUCCCUUGA